Messenger RNA from Penicillium griseofulvum, 735 nucleotides. RefSeq lists its product as uncharacterized. Lineage: Eukaryota; Fungi; Ascomycota; Eurotiomycetes; Eurotiales; Aspergillaceae. The coding region runs from base 1 to 735 and encodes 244 amino acids. The record is from RefSeq and is a predicted model, not a curated record. The transcript has a single exon.
AUGGAGCCAAGGCCAACCAUCAAGUUCAAGCUGAAUGGGAUAUCUAGAUCCGGCGCUGAUAUCGAUAGCUUGGAACUUCAAGCUUGCUAUCGCGCUCUCGACAACCUGCGGUCCUUAUUGUUUCAAGCACCGAUGCUGGAUCUUCUAAAAGACCAAAUCGAGGAAGGAAACAACUAUUUUGAAUUGCUGAUUCGAGCCUCUCGGGGAGAAUUCAGAGAAUGCAGAACAUUCAUGAAAGUAACUGGGGUCUCGGCGACAGAAAUGAGUACAAUCUGCAGCCGUUGGCAGCUCUCCCAGCCCCUCGACGAGAUGGCAAGAAAUUUCGUAUUUCCAACGCACCCCGAGAACUAUGUGGUCAUGUAUUCGCCAAAAGCCCCCGCUAGAAGUGGGCCAGACUGCGGGGUGGAGCUCAUCGGGGAGCAUAUGGCCAAGGUUCGAUUUGUUGAUCUCACGGAUAGCGGAGAGAUUCCCAAGUGGAUGGCAAAGGAGCGAGAUGAGGCCUAUGAAAUGGUAGAGUGCUUGGUCGCAAAACUUGACAGUGGGAGUAAGUUCUUCUAUAUCAUGAAUGAAUUCAUGGAUACCCAGGGGGGUUGUAAUAUCAAGCUACGGGCCUUUUUCCCUUCUGCUUCACCCUGGUCACUGAUCAAUGGGCAUGCUGAACAUCUCGCGAUUGAGUUUCGAAAUCUCCUCCAAAUGGUGUAUGGGGCCAUCGAGGAACUUGAAGACAGCUAUUGA